AUGAAUAUUGAAGAGAGAAAGAAAGAUAUACAAACUGGAAUUUAUGAACAAGAAAUAUUUGAAGAACUUGGUCAGGUACUUAAAGAAAAAUUCUUUAAAUAUAUAAAUGAAGCAAACUAUGAAUAUUAUAUAUAUGAAGAAAAGGAAGAUAAAAAUUUGAUAAAUUAUAAUAAAUAUGAUAAAGAAUUUGUAUGUAAGGAUAGGAAAAAGAAUAAUACUUUUAUAACAUAUGAUCAUAUAUAUUCUUUUAUGUCUUUUAAAAAAUUUAGUGGAAAAAAUAUAUCUAUUGAUUAUAAUGGAAGCUAUAAAUAUCAUAAUUUCGAUAUAAAUGAAGUAGAUAAUGAUAUAGAAGAGAAAAUAAUAAAAAAUACAUAUAGGAAGAAAAAUCUAUUUAAUGAACAUAAUUAUAAUAAAAAUAUAUUUUAUGAUAAUACAAAAGGACAAAUUAUCUUAAGAAUUCAAAACAUAAAAAGGAUAAUUAGUAUUAUUAAGAAUUAUACAUAUUGUAUACAUAAAUUAGAAAAUAAACAAAAAAUAAAGGAUAGUACUAUUUUAACUAAAUAUCCUAUAGACUUUUUUAAUAAAUUACUUCUGAAAUUAUAUAAUAUCGAAAAUAAUAUUUAUGAAAUUAUAAAACAUGAACAAUUAUAUGAUCCUUACUGGAAUAACAAUCAAAAAUAUUAUAAAUAUGUUAAUAAUUUUAUAUAUAUAUCACCCCAAAAAAAAAGAAUUAUGAAAAAUAAUAAAAAUUUAAAUAAUUAUAAUACUAUAUAUGAUAUAUUACUGAAAUAUAAUAUGCAUAGUUUUACACAAGAUGAUACUUUAUGUUCAUCACUACAAAUAAAUAAAUUAACAAAUAUUCAUUUUUUAAAUUUAUUAUAUUUUAAAUAUCAAAAUAUAAAUACGAAAUAUUUAUUUAUUCAUAAUAAAUUAUAUAAAUAUCAAGACUUAUUAAAAAGUCCACUAUGUUUUAAUGACAAAGAAAAUAUUUCAUCAAUCUUUUUAUCCUUCUUCUUAUUUUUAAAUAUUUGUCUAAAUGAAAAUACCUACAAAAGGAUACUUAAUUAUAUCUAUUUAAUCAAAUUAAAAUUAAAAAAGAAAAUACAAUAUAUAAAACACAAAACUAAUAAAAAACUUUUAAAUAUGUUAUCAAAUAUUAAGGAUCUUACAAUCAACAUAACUAUUAAUAAUAAAUCACACAACAAAGUAUCAUUAUAUUUAUCAUCCCUAUUUAAUAUCCUAACAUUACAAAUAAAUGAAAACCAUAAACAAACUCUACAACUAUAUAAGAAACUCCUAGAUUGUGAAAUAAAUAUUAACAUAUUGUCCCGUGAAGUUCAAAAUAUUAAUCAAAUCACAGAAAUGUUAAAUAAAAAAUUAGAUGCAAAUAUUCAAAAAUGGAAAAAUAUAAAAAAUGAAACUACACCACCAUAA
Messenger RNA from Plasmodium falciparum 3D7, 1434 nucleotides. RefSeq lists its product as uncharacterized. The record is from RefSeq and is a predicted model, not a curated record. Bases 1 to 1434 code for a protein of 477 amino acids. The transcript has a single exon. Lineage: Eukaryota; Apicomplexa; Aconoidasida; Haemosporida; Plasmodiidae.